Messenger RNA from Myodes glareolus (Bank vole), 2241 nucleotides. The record is from RefSeq and is a predicted model, not a curated record. NCBI's taxonomy places the organism in Eukaryota, Metazoa, Chordata, Mammalia, Rodentia, Cricetidae.
CUCGGCAUGAACCCUAUCCAGAGUUUCCACUGUAAGCUGCGGAGUCUGGCCGCCGUGCUGGACGGCGAGACGGCCCGGCUGACACGGGCGCUGGACGGCGAGGACAGCGAAGACUUUGAGAGUUCUCCAAUGAGAGUUUUAUAUGACCUUCUCUCAGAAGUUCAGACUCUAAAGGAUGAUGUUACCACUCAUCUCAAUGAAGCAAGAUUGGAAAGUCAAGAUAGCACAAGAUUCAUAAAGGCAACAAAAGUGCUGAUGAAAAAAAAUUCAACAGACAUCAUGAAACUAAGAGAGUUUUUCCAGAAGUAUGGCUAUCAGACACGUGACAAGGAAGAUUCAGUAUGUGAGUGCACGGUCAGUGACCCGACCUCGGAGCUGGGUGUGUGUGAAGACAUUCAGAAACCUGGAGUGGAGGGCGAGAAGCCUGAGCCGUGUGUUCCCAGCAGUUCUGUUGCUGAAAAGCCCCUACUGUACAGCCCACAGCUUUCAGAUUUUGGACUUGAGCGGUACAUGGUCUCCCGAGUCACACCAAAUCCUCCGCAGACUACUGAGAACCUUGAAGAAGAGUGCCUGUCUGAAACCCCUCCUGCCAAAGACUCUUGCAUCACAGUCCCAAAGACUCCCAGGUGUGCUCUAAAGAUGGAUGAUUUUGAGUGUAAAACUCCUAAAUUAGAACACUUUGGUAUAUCCGAAUACACUAUGUGUUUAAAUGAAGAUUAUACAAUGGGACUUAAAAAUAUGAAGAAUAUUAAAAGUUCCCCUUUGAGCACUGCCAGUGGAGAGGCCAUGGGGACAGGGUCUGUGACCACUGAGAGUUCUUUUGCCAUUCCUCGUUCUGUAAGCCAGCAGCUGGGAAAGACUGAUGCUGAAUAUACAGAUUCACCGUUGCCACCUAAAUUCUGUACUCCUGGUUUGAAAAUUCCUUCUACAGUGGGCAAUAGAGCUUCGGUAUAUAAAAAUUAUCCAUUAUCAAAACUAAAUAGUUCAUCAAGUGAUCUAGAAGUUGAAGAUUGUGCUCCAUUAAUUUUAAAUUCAGAUGAAUGCUAUGAGAAUUUUGAAGACCCCCCUUCUCCUACAAUUACUUCUUGUGAAACUAUCAGAACACCUACUCCUCCGGAAGUCACUACAAUUCCAGAGGACAUUCUCCAGGUUGGUUCCCGGGCUAUUGUUUUCUAAUAUUUUCACAAUUUUAUAUUUGUAUUAGAGAACCGAAAUUGCAUAUAAACUGUCAUAUUUACCAUCAAGCCAAUGUGUAACUUUGGAUAUUGAGAAAAUCCUUAAGGUUUUCCUGAACCAAGUACCAGUUCCUAACUUGGUUUUAGUGAUAUUACUCUCAGGAGGUGUUUUCUUUUUAAGUUUAUGUUCUACAGUGUGUUGUUUCUGUUAGUUUUUAUCUGUGGUUGCCAUAUUGAUUAUUUAUUGUUCUGCAGGAAGUGAAAAUGUUGUUUUCUGUAUACUUACCACAGCAGGGUGUCGUUAAUAACAUGUGUCUGUAUUUCUCAAACUGACUCACAUGAUGUUAAAAUAGGUGACUCUGUAGUAGGACAUCACCAACUAGUAGAUGCUGUGGGCUGGUCUGGCUCUAAUCCAGGUUAUUAUGGUGUUGGGCAGUCAGUACUUAGGUGCAAUAAAUCCCUCAGUGACUAUUCUAGAGUUUUCCCACCUCAUGGGGAGCCAUGAGGACAGUGAACUGUGAGAAAAUGCCUAAAUGCCAGUAGAACUGACCCACCCGGAAAGAUCAACAAAGGAUCUGUUACAGUUCUGUCUUUUUUAAAUAUUUAUUUUGUUUUAAAUUAUGUGUGUGAUGUAUGUGUGUCUCUGUGGGAUAUGUACAGGUGCCUGAGUAGAGAGAAGAGCGCGUCAGAUCUAAAGUUACAAGCAAUUGUGAGCUGCCCAAAGUGGGGCUGGGAACCGAACUCUAAUCCUCUCUAAGAGCAGUUCUUGCUCGUACCUGCUAAGCUGUCUGCAGUCCCUCCUGACAGCUUGCUUUCUUAGGAGGUAAAAUGAACAGAACGGCUGUCUUUGUGGGGUAUGUGUAGAAGGUUACAAUUUCCUGUUGUGGGGAACCUUGUCUUUGUUUCCUUGUUUGCUUUUCUUAUUCUACCUUUUAUUGCGUGCCCUGUCCCAAGGACACCUGACCUAGUUUUUGUAUGCUGCUUCUAGUUUUUCUUUUUCACGUUUUAAAUAGCCUAUGUUAAUUAUAUAAAAUGAUGGAUUUCGUGAUUUUUUUUUUCAUUUUGG